UGAAAUUGUUGUCAAAGAUCAGAUCUUUAACAACAAAUCGACCAAGAUUGACCAAGUGAAUAAUUGUAAUUUAUUAUAACUCGACACUAUACCUACUACCUUUAAAAAUAUUGGUUUAAUAGUAACCUUUUUAUAGGUUGUAACAAUUCAGAAAAUUCAAAGAGAAAUCUUGUGAAUUGUCAAAAAGUAAUAAGGUUUUUCAAGUAGUACAAUACUGAGAAAGCUCUUUAAUUAAACUACUUUUAUCCGAAGUGGUGUUAAUUAUCACAUGCCAUCAAUUAGAACUGUAUCCCAAUCAACACUAUGCUGUUGAUCAGCUGUGGAUCAUGUUUCUUCGACAGACAUGGACCAUAAAUAAUAUGGUGCACAAAGUAUUCGUAUAUGGUACUUUAAAAAGAAAUGAACCGAAUCACGGCACCAUGACCAACCCAGAGAACGGGGUAGCGACUUUUAUAGCUGAAGGAAUGACAAAAGAAAAGUAUCCGUUGAUCAUAGCAACAAAAUACAAUGUACCAUUUCUAUUGCAUAGUCCCGGAACUGGAUAUAAUGUGAAAGGUGAAAUAUAUGAAGUCGACGAUAAAAUGUUGUCGAACCUUGAUAUUUUGGAAGAUCACCCUAAUUGUUACAUCAGAGAUAAGAAUGACAUAGUCCUUACGGAUUCUACCCAUAGAACUGUAAUGAAAUGCUGGGUGUAUUUCCUAAAAAUGUUUAAACCGGAAUUACUAUCGAAGCCUUUUCUGGAGGACUACAAGUCUGAAGGCGACCACGGGCUGCGCUAUUGCGAAAGGUGUAAAAGAGAUGUUAAUUUUAAAUUAAAAUUAGCGGUCAGAAACGAUUGUGCCUAUUUGUGAUUAAGUUGACUGCGAAUGUCGACAAUUCAAUGUUUCAUGUCAGGACGAAUAUUGUACUGAUGAGGAUAUGAACGAAAUAAUUGAAAACGUAAAUUGAAUUAAAUUUACUCUAUAUAUUCUGGCUUAAUAUACAAAAAUAAAAUCGA
Bombyx mandarina (wild silkworm) is the source of this 997-nucleotide messenger RNA. Its product is annotated as putative gamma-glutamylcyclotransferase CG2811. The record is from RefSeq and is a predicted model, not a curated record. NCBI's taxonomy places the organism in Eukaryota, Metazoa, Arthropoda, Insecta, Lepidoptera, Bombycidae. Gene Ontology annotation, molecular function: gamma-glutamylaminecyclotransferase activity. Gene Ontology annotation, cellular component: cytosol.